Xenopus tropicalis (tropical clawed frog) is the source of this 1229-nucleotide messenger RNA. It is a transcript of the gene fcn1, whose product is annotated as ficolin 1. Lineage: Eukaryota; Metazoa; Chordata; Amphibia; Anura; Pipidae. The record is from RefSeq and is marked provisional. The transcript has 9 exons. Bases 32 to 1021 code for a protein of 329 amino acids.
UAAAGAGCCACGGAUCUGUGCAGUCUCAUAAAUGGAAAAACCACCGACCAUGGGAAUUUCUCUUCCAAGUCUCUUUUGUCUGAUUCUUGUUGGGAUCACAAUAUCCUGCCGUGCCCAAGACACGUGUCCUGAUGUAAAACUCAUUGGAGCUGGAGAAUCAGCAAGAAUGGCCAUUGUAAGAGGGUGUCUGGGGUCUACAGGAUCCACUGGGCAAAAGGGAGAAGCAGGGACACAAGGAACCAAAGGAGACCCUGGAAUCCCUGGAAUGUUGGGCCCCCGGGGUGAGAAAGGAGACAUGGGGCCUCCUGGACCCUGGGGGCCACCUGGAGUGAAAGGAGACAUUGGGCGUCCUGGACUCUUGGGGCCACUUGGCAAGAAAACUCCCAAGAACUGUGUGGAGCUGCUCAAUAAUGGAGCCACGCUCACCGGCUGGUACACAGUCUCUCCGGAUGGUAAUAAGCCUAUAAAGGUUCUCUGUGACAUGGAUACGGAUGGGGGGGGAUGGAUAGUGUUUCAGAGACGAGUGGACGGUUCUGUGGAUUUCUACAGAGACUGGAAAUCCUACAAACAAGGUUUUGGCAGCCAAGUGGGCGAGUUCUGGUUGGGAAAUGAGAACAUUCACCUCCUUACGUCCUCAGGGAAUUUCCAACUGCGCUUCGACCUGGAGGAUUUUGACAACAAUCGAAAGUACGCCACCUACAGCCAAUUCCGACUGGAGGGAGAGUCUCAGAAAUACACCCUACGUUUUGGGGAAUUCACUGGGGGCCCUGCAGGGGACUCCUUGUCUUCUCACAACAACAAAGCUUUCCAAACAAAGGAUGUGGAUAAUGAUGAGAGUGAUAGUAACUGUGCAGAGUCAUUCAAAGGGGCCUGGUGGUAUCACGAUUGUUACUCCUCCUGUCUGAAUGGGGAAUAUUUGCGAGGAGAACACGAUGAGGCAGAUGGAGGAGUCAACUGGGGCGAAUUCAGAGGGAAUGAUUACUCACUGAAAGUGUCUGAAAUUAAGUUCCGGCCACAAUAGGAACAGAGAAUAAUCGAAUCCAGAGUAUCUUAUCCGGUGAGGUCGUGUUAUUCUUUCAUGGGAAAUUAACACUUGGAAUUGUGUUGGAAUGAUUGCCUGGGAAUGUACCAUUGCUGCUCGGGGAUGUUGGGCAGUUAUGGCUUUAGUCGCUACUCUAUGAUUUGUGCAGUUAUUUCUGCCUAAAAUAAAGUUGCUUCUGCGUCUCAGA